GCAGAACGGAGUCAGUUCAUUAGCACUGUGGCGCUGUGCGCAGCUCAAGUUGAAGGCUACUAAUCGUCACCACGAUACUUCAGGGAAAGAUAAGACUACAAUUCAAGAGGAAAACAAUGAGUUACCUAAACGCAUGAAGUGCAAUAGUCUGUUUUCCACACGGUUGCACCUGCAUAACCUUAGGUUUACGCGACAAUCCACUAGUUGAGCGAAGGCAGCGCACGGCGCAUAGGGACAGAUCAUGCACUGUCAAGCGGAGCUGAGGCUCUCCUCCCCGGGCCAGCUGAAGGCUGCCAGAAGGCGCUACAAGACUUUUAUGAUUGACGAGAUCCUCUCGAAGGAGACCUGUGAUUACUUUGAGAAACUUUCUCUUUACUCAGUGUGUCCAUCGCUCGUUGUGCGACCGAAGCCUCUCCAUUCGUGUUCGGGCUCCUCAUCACUACGUGCCUACCCUCUCCUCUCAGUGAUCACAAGGCAGCCCCCACACAUCCCCCAAGUAUCCUCCCCGGGAGGGGUCCACUCGCAUCUGCCGCUGCUCUCCCCGCAGCACCUGCGAUGCUCCGAGCCCUCACCCAGCCAGACGCCCCUCAGCAUCAGCAGUGAGUCGGACACAGAGCAUGGCACACCCCGCCUGAAGAAGCCACGCCGCAGCCGCACCAUCUUUACCGAGCUGCAGCUGAUGGGCCUGGAGAAGAAGUUCCAGAAGCAGAAGUACCUGUCCACACCUGAUAGGUUAGACCUGGCCCAGUCACUUGGCCUCACACAGCUCCAGGUGAAGACAUGGUACCAAAACAGACGCAUGAAGUGGAAGAAAAUGGUGCUCAAAGGAGGUCACGAGGCCCCGACAAAGCCCAAGGGAAGACCCAAGAAGAACUCCAUCCCCACCACGGAAGAAAUAGAGGCUGAAGAGCGAAGACUGAAGAUGGAGGAGGAGGAUGACAGGGUGAGGAGGGUGGAAGAGAAAGCAGCACUGGCUCAAGGAGGAGAGGCAGCUCAGCUCGAACCUCAAGAUCUCAGUACAGAAACUCUCAGUCCAGCAGCAGCAGCGAUGGAGAGAUCCGAGCGAGAGCUGCCGGUUCUGAUGCAGUCAGAUACUCACACAGCUAGCUAAGCAAGAACAAAAUAACCAAAGACUAUCGCCGACCUGAAAACAAAGAGUGCCUCAGGAUCACUGUAAAAAGCCUGUGUGGUGUUUAAAGCCAUAUGCUUUAGGAGUUUGACUGGAAACACAUUGAUGGUGUCAAAUCUAUACCUGAUGUAGCCUUUUAUAUUUCUGUGCAUUUCCAAAUGUACCAUACAAAGAGCUCGUAUGAAUAGAUACUGACUGUGCUGGUAAAAUGUGGCCUUUGUUUGAGCAGGUUCCCUCUCCAAGGAGUGUAAAUCUGUCUAAUCCAAGCAGGUCUUUCGUAGCUCAAUAUGAGUCAUGCAUCACCUUUUCGUGCAUUACAACCAUUAAAGAUCACUGAUCCUCUAAGCUGCCUCACAUAAUGCGCGUGCCAAAUGAUCAAGAUAUGCCUUACUGCGGUGUCUUUACAUAUCUAUGUAUUAGGCCUAUAAAUCACUUCACUACCAAAUACUAGAACUCUAAGUGGCUACAGUGCCUUGUCUGUCUCAGAGGAAAGCUUUGUAAGUAUUGAUAAAGUAUCUAUUAAAUGCAAGUAUAUUUUGCAGUGAUUUUUGUUACAAUUUCUGUUCUUAGAGACGAAACAACUUGCUUUAUUUUGAUUCCGCACAGCUUUAUGCCACCAAUGUUCUCAUUAUUUGGUCAGUAGAGCUUGCAUUUUUUACAUGUCAGUCUGAAAAUCGAUAUUUCUGCCAAGCCAUACACUGUAUCAUACUGUAGAAAUGUGUAUAAAGUAUAAAAUAUAUGGUUUUUGGAUCUAUCUGAAACAGUAUUUUUAACUGCUGUUUUAAAUUGGAUGAAAGUAUUUCGUAUGUCUGAUGUUUCUGCCAUCCCUGAUUUUUCUUUUUUUUUUUUUUCGUCUUCCUUUGGAGUCAGUUUGACUGUGCUUUCUGCCAUGAGGCCACUAAGACUCUUAAGCUGUCAGAGAUUCUCAGAGGGAAUAAAUCUCAGCCUGUGCCAAGGUGCACAGCAAACGCUGAACAUCUAAAAUCUGAAAAACGUUUCCAGCCUGCAGGCUCUGCAUGACUACCCCAAUCAGUGUGUUAGCAUAACGCUGUCAACUGCCUGUCACUGACUUCUAUAUACACUCCCAACUACACAGAUAAUGUAAUUACAGACUUACACUUUUUGAAAUAUGCAGAUUUAUUUUUAUUUUUUAUUGUCUCAUAAGAAAA
Messenger RNA from Notolabrus celidotus (New Zealand spotty), 2298 nucleotides. RefSeq names its product BARX homeobox 2 (gene barx2). Gene Ontology annotation, molecular function: DNA-binding transcription factor activity, RNA polymerase II-specific; RNA polymerase II transcription regulatory region sequence-specific DNA binding. Lineage: Eukaryota; Metazoa; Chordata; Actinopteri; Labriformes; Labridae. Bases 242 to 1111 code for a protein of 289 amino acids. The record is from RefSeq and is a predicted model, not a curated record. Gene Ontology annotation, biological process: regulation of transcription by RNA polymerase II. The transcript is spliced from 4 exons. Gene Ontology annotation, cellular component: nucleus.